AUGAAGAUCUUCCCUGCUCUUCUAGCCCUUGGGCUCCUAUCAUCAGCCGAUGCCGCUGCAUCCUCGGGCUGCGGCAAACAACCUACUCUCAGCAACGGAGUCCACAACAUCAAUGGCCGCGAGUACAUCCUGAAAAUCCCCGACAACUACGACCCAAACAAGCCACAUCACCUUGUCUUCACCCUCCAUUGGCGAGGCGGAAACAUGUACUCUGUUGCCAACGGUGACAGCAUUCAACCCUGGUACGGUCUCGAAAGCCGAGCAAAGGGAAGUGCCAUCCUGGUAUCUCCCAAUGGCAAGAAUGCUGGCUGGGCCAACACCAAUGGCGAAGAUGUUGCCCUUAUCGACGCUAUCAUCAAGCAGGUCGAGGGUGACCUCUGUGUGGAUCCGAGCUCUCGCUUCGCGACGGGCUUCAGUUGGGGCGGUGGGAUGAGUUACUCGCUUGCUUGUUCGCGGGCCAAGGAGUUCAAGGCCGUAAGUGUGUUGAGCGGUGGCUUGAUUAGUGGAUGUGAGGGCGGCCACGACCCCAUCGCUUACUUGGGUAUUCAUGGCAUCAAUGAUCAAGUUCUGCCAUUUGAUGGGGGUGUGACUCUGGCGAAUAAGUUUGUUGAGAAUAACCAGUGCCAGCCAACAAACAUCGGCAAGCCUGCAUCUGGCAGUGGCGGCUUCGUUCGAGCUGACUUCCCCGGAUGCUCCAAGCCAGUUUCGUUCAUAGCUUAUGACGGAGGACAUGUCGGUGCACCCCUGGGAGUUGGCAGCUCUCUGGCUCCGGAUGCGACCUGGGAGUUCUUCAUGGCGGCUUGA
Penicillium hordei is the source of this 804-nucleotide messenger RNA. Its product is annotated as CE1 family esterase. Bases 1 to 804 code for a protein of 267 amino acids. The record is from RefSeq and is a predicted model, not a curated record. Lineage: Eukaryota; Fungi; Ascomycota; Eurotiomycetes; Eurotiales; Aspergillaceae. The transcript has a single exon. Gene Ontology annotation, molecular function: feruloyl esterase activity.